ACAGCCGGCCAACUGCAGUGUGCCACCCAUUCGUUGGCAGAAUUAAUCAUUGUCUCGAUGUGUAAGGAGUAAGUAAAUGGGAAUGCUCAGAAGGAGGCAACGCAGAUAGCUAAUGUAACGGAGAAUACACAAUCCAUCCCCUCCACAGGAAAAGUGGUCCAGGUUAACAGCAUAGCCAGCUCCAUACGGACAGUGUCCUGUGAGACGGGAUCGUGCGAGGAUGCCUGCUUCUGCAGUAAGCAUGGUGCGGCUUGUUGCGCUGAUUUCAUCCCUGGCGAUGGUGGUCUACGGUUUUCCAACGCAAGCGACAACACCCGCGGUGGAUCAGGACAUCACCCAGACCAUCGAGGCUAAUUUGUCUCAGGGACACGCGAAACUGAACGACAUGUUCAGGGAAGUGGAAAAGCUGAUGGAAGACACGCAGCAUAAAUUGCAGGAGGCGGUGUACCAGAUGGACAAUGAGAGCGCCCGAUCGAUCCUGUACGUACAUGACCUUCCGCCAAAUUACCAGGAGGAGAGCAGCACGGACAGGACGGUGGGAAACCAAACCGUCCACACGGUAGAGAAGAUCAACAAGGUAACAGACAACAGAACAGGAGAGACCCACUUCUCCAGAACCGUGAUCCAGUCCAGUAGCCAAGAGAACAAGGUUCAUCAUGAGUGCAUCAUCGAUGAGGACUGCGAGAAGGGCCGCUACUGCCUCUACGAGACGCUGCGUUCCAGGUGCCUGCCCUGCAAGGCCCUUGACAUGCCCUGCACAAAGGACGAGGAAUGCUGUUCAGGCCAGCUGUGUGUGUGGGGCCAGUGCUCUGAGAACACCACCAAGGGGCAACCAGGCAGCAUCUGUCAAUACCAGAGUGACUGCAACACAGAGCUCUGCUGUGCUUUCCACAAAGCGCUGCUUUUCCCGGUGUGCACCACCACGCCCGUGGAGGGCGAGCACUGCCGUAGCCGACCCAGCCACCUGAUGGAGCUGCUGUCCUGGGACAUGGAGGGAGAGGGACCCCGUGAACACUGCCCUUGUGCCGGGGGGCUCCAGUGCCAGCCUCGCGGGCGUGGCUUCUUGUGUCUAAAACCACAGAACUCCUCCAGCGAAGAGGAUUUAACGGACACGCUCUAUUCUGAGAUAGAUUACAUCGUCUAACGCACGAAGCACGACCCCAAGCAGAUCGUAGAUUCUUAAACCCGGCACCCUCGGAUGAUUUCGCCAACUCCCCACCUGUAGAAUGUACUUGUUAAAUCACACCUCUGCCUUUCGAUUUGUGUGAAACAUGUUCCCCCAGAAGAACGCAUCCUGGCCCCCUUGCUGUUGCAGUUAUUGAAUGCCAAUGUGUACAGCGUGCUCGAGUGUCAAUGUCAUAAAACCCAAGGCUUCUGUUUACUGACCAAAAUUGUGCGCAUGAAUUCAGUAGUGAUCAUAACUGCUCUUCCUGUAGUUACUUACAAUCAGGAAUGUAACUUAUGAAAUCAAGGCUGCUUUGUAGUAAAUUAUUGUUAUUGUAAGUUGAUACAAAUCAGCGAGAAAAAACGUGUUGAAUGUGAGGCGCGGUUCUUGGAUGAUGGAAGAAUUGGAGCAUGUCUCACUGUGGAACCACAACCGAUGCUGCUAGCACGACAUCUUGCUGUGCCAAUAAAAUCUUCAAAGAGG
This is a messenger RNA of Conger conger (European conger), 1648 nucleotides long. RefSeq names its product dickkopf-related protein 3-like. Lineage: Eukaryota; Metazoa; Chordata; Actinopteri; Anguilliformes; Congridae. Gene Ontology annotation, cellular component: extracellular region. Gene Ontology annotation, biological process: multicellular organism development; negative regulation of canonical Wnt signaling pathway. The coding region runs from base 221 to 1144 and encodes 307 amino acids. The record is from RefSeq and is a predicted model, not a curated record. Gene Ontology annotation, molecular function: receptor antagonist activity; co-receptor binding. The transcript has 8 exons.